Messenger RNA from Pogona vitticeps (central bearded dragon), 2633 nucleotides. It is a transcript of the gene NCDN, whose product is annotated as neurochondrin. Gene Ontology annotation, biological process: regulation of neuronal synaptic plasticity; neuron projection development. The record is from RefSeq and is a predicted model, not a curated record. Lineage: Eukaryota; Metazoa; Chordata; Lepidosauria; Squamata; Agamidae. Gene Ontology annotation, cellular component: dendrite.
UGGUUAGGGAGGGAAGCGGGGUGGGGAAGGCUAGGUGCGGGGAUGCGUUAGUGAGGCGAGGGGAGCCAGCCUGCGAGGAGGUCCUUUUUUGCCUGCAAGGAGAGAAGGGGGGGAAGAAGGAGGAAAAAAAGGCGUUAUCCUUCCUUUGCAUCCUCUGGCAACCCUACCUGGGAAGCAUAGCCGAGCCACCAGAAAUAACCGGGAAAUCUGCAUCACCAACAAAACAACACUCUUCCACCCUAUCGUCCUUCCCGUACAUCAGCACAGAGUUGGCACGAUGGCCUCCAAUUCAGGAAUCGUCCCCGAAGAUGGGGAGAGCAGCAAAAAUGCCACGUUGGAAAGAUGCCUGAACGUGUUUCGGGAUGCCAGCAACGACAGCGAGCAACUUGCGGCUCUGCUUCUGGUGACCAAAGCUGUCAAAGCCGGAGAGAUCAACUCCAAAACCCGCCGGAGGAUCUUUGAUGCCGUUGGGUUCACCUUCCCAAAUCGGCUCUUAACAUCCAAGGAUGCCCCCGAAGGCUGCCCGCAGCACACAUUCCAAGCCCUCGGCCUCACUCUGCUGGCCUGUUUCUGCACGGAUCCGGAUUUGGCCCGGCACCCCCAGAUCCUCAACAAAGUCCCCAUCUUCAACGACGUGAUUUCGUCUCCAGAGCUGGCGGAGGCUUCCUGCCACGCCAUGAUCGACGACACGUACCAGUGCCUCCGAGCCAUCCUGGCCACCCCUAAGGGUCCCCGGGAGCUGGUGAACCGGGGGACCCUCCAGGCGCUGUGCGCCGCUUACGUGAACCACUGCUAUGGCUUCGAGCAGGCGCUGCAGCUGCUGGUGGGGCUCCUGACGGCCGUGGAGGCGAAGUGCUGGCAGAGGGCCACUCUCGACCUGCUGGGCGUCCUCAACGUGCUGAGCGCCGAAUUCCAGAAGGCGGAAGAUAUGACCAAGUUCAAGCUGUGCGAGAUCCUGCCGCGCUUUGUGCCCCACCUCCUGCCUCCCGGCUCCGAGUGCCUCCCGCCGCUCUACCGAGGCCUCUCAAGCAUCCUGACCAGCAAGCUGAGCCCCGCCCAGCGCGACCCGGCGUUGAAACUGGCGGCGUGCCUGUCGCAGGCCUGCGGCUCGAAGUGGGUCCCGGCCGGGAGCGCGGGCAGCAAGUUCUUUGCCUUGCUGGCCAACCUGGCGUGCGUGGAAGUCCGCCUGACCCUGGAGGAGCUCGAUUUGGCGGAGCUGAGCAAGAAGCAGGAGGUGAUGGCGGCCUGCUAUGUCGUGAUGGAGCUGGCCAUCAUGGAGUGCACCCGGGAGAAAGGCUCUUUGCUCCACGACGCACAGAAAGUGCAGCUGGUUGGGAUCCUCGGGGAGGCCUUCCGGGCUGUCAUCCACUACCUGAGACAGGCAGGACGGAAGAAGCCAGAGGACCCGUUCGUCUUUGCUUCCGUCCGAAUCCUGGCCGCCUGGCUGGCUGAAGAGACUUCUUCCCUCAAGCAGGAGAUCUGUGACCUUCUUCCUUUCCUCAUACAAUACGCCCGGAUGCAGUUUGAGGAGGAGCGGAAAAGCCGGAGCAGUUCUCAGCGCGAGACCGAGCAGGCCGGGCAAGGCAGCACCCCGGAACCGAUUUGGCGAGGGGACGCGCUGAGGUUCCUGUUGCCAGGCUUAAGCCACUUGACCGCUGAGGAUCAACCCCGCGAGAUCCUCAUUUCAGAAGGGGCCCCCAUCCUCCUGUGCCAAUAUUUCUUGCACCGCUGGGAGAAAUUUGUUUUAAACACCGAAACUGUGUCUGCUUCGAAAUCGGUGGAAUCCAGUCUUCAAACAUCUUGUGAAAUUUUCCUGAAUUUUGUUGUCACUGCUCCUGAUUUGAUCAGCCGAGAAGAAUGCUUUGCAGCUUUGAUGGACACCUUGCUGAAGUCCCUCCCUUCUCUGUUGCCCCAGAGAGAACACCUCACCCUGACAGCCAACGUGACCACGCUGGGGCUCAUGAUGGCCAAAAGGCUGUUCGCUUAUCCAGGUCUCCAGGGGACUCCGGAAGCCGAGGGCUUCUUCGUAGCUGCCAUCCGUUUCCUGGCAGAUGCUUACGUGCCCCAGCCGGGUCCAGACGGGGAGAUCAUGGUCCUGAGCGUGAACCCAGCCUAUAAGGCCGCCUGGCCAGCCAUCCGUGAGUUGUGGUUCCUGAGCAUGCAGGCCUUCGCCAGCUGCGUGCCCCUCUUCCUGUGGCUGCCACAGGACGUCCUGCGCUCCGGCUGGCUCCAGGAGCUCCUGGCAUCCUUGGGCCGGGUGACUCCGAAGUCCGUGGAUAUGGAAGUGGCCAGAGCUUACCAAGGCAUCUUGGUGGAACUGGCCAGAGCCAGCCAGCCGUGUUUGGAGAUGAUCCAGCAGCACCAGGGUUUGGAGCUGGCCAGCCUGCACGGGAUGGCGGCCUUGGAGCAAUGCCUCUCAGAGCAGUGAGCGGGCGCCGCUUAUUAACGUGGUGGUAGGAAAAAAAAGUGUUUUUUUCCCCCCCGAAGCAGUGUUAUAAUUCUGUUUCACACAGACGGGUGCUCUGUAGUCAAUAGAGCACAGAUCCGGCAGGCCUCUCUUCUUCCCAGGCGGCUGCACACAGUUAUAAAGCAUAACGUGAUUUCUAUUUAUUUAUUUAUUUAUUUAACUCAUG